AUGUGUUACCACAACUACAGCCAGCAUAAUGGCUGCGGGCACAUUGGAGAGUCACAUGAGCACCCGUGGACACUGUGUGACCGGGCCAUCCAACGGCUGAACAACCUCCGCGGGCCGGGCUCUCCACCAGUCUCCCCACCAGCCACAGCGCCGCCCAAGCGCACUUCGUCAACACGACGUUUCUUUUCGUUGAGCGGCCAGCUCUCGCGGUCGAAUACCAGUGCGUCGACGAGCUCCCGGCGGUCGGGUGCAUCUGCGCCAAGGACGUCGGUUUCCAGCUCCGGCUCGUAUACCUAUACCGUUGAGCUAGACUACUCCACCCUGCCCGACCACCAACUCGCAGCUGUAAGAUGCGCCGACCCAACACGCCGCACCUAUGUCAGCAGAGGCAUGGUCGUCUGCAAGGAGUGCGCCCGCUGGAUCGAGGCCAUGCGCAGCAUGAUUCAGUUUUACGACAAAAAGGGCAGUGUCCGGGGGACGGCUGCGUUUGAAAAGUUCCUCAAGUGGGAGGGCGAGGGCGGCGGCGAGCGAGAAGGCGAUCUCACCGUCCCGCUUGACGACGGCGACGACGGAGCUGUCUACGGCGCCAGACAGGCCAUUAUUCUGGGGCACCCCGAGAGUGCCAUGAACGCCGAGGGGCCAAGGGGUCUAGGCACGCUGGAACGAGAGAUGGAAAGUCGAUAUCGAUAUUGA
Molecule: messenger RNA, 693 nt
Organism: Bipolaris zeicola 26-R-13
Lineage: Eukaryota; Fungi; Ascomycota; Dothideomycetes; Pleosporales; Pleosporaceae
Exons: 1
Coding region: 1-693 (230 amino acids)
Source: RefSeq, a predicted model, not a curated record